This is a messenger RNA of Impatiens glandulifera, 1212 nucleotides long. RefSeq names its product transcription factor MYB35-like. Bases 1 to 1212 code for a protein of 403 amino acids. The transcript has 2 exons. Lineage: Eukaryota; Viridiplantae; Streptophyta; Magnoliopsida; Ericales; Balsaminaceae. The record is from RefSeq and is a predicted model, not a curated record.
AUGGGGAGGCCUCCGUGCUGUGAUCAAGCAAACGUGAAGAAGGGUGCUUGGACACCAGAUGAAGAUGCGAAGAUGCUUGCAUACGUAGCCAACUAUGGAAUCGGCAACUGGACUUUGGUUCCCCAAAAAGCAGGACUUAAUCGAUGCGGUAAGAGUUGCAGACUUCGAUGGACUAACUAUUUGAGGCCCGAACUUAAGCAGCAUGAUUUUACUCCUGAAGAAGAAGAGCUGAUCCUUGAUUACCACAAAGCAAUUGGUAGUAGGUGGUCUUUGAUAGCAAAGAAGCUCCCAGGAAGAACAGACAACGACGUGAAGAACCAUUGGAACACAAAACUAAAGAAGAAGCUAUGCAAGAUGGGAAUAGAUCAUAUAACCCAUAAGCCUUUAUCUCAGGUCUUCACUGAUUAUGGACGCAUCAACAACAUUAAUAAUAAUAAUAAUAAUAAUAAUAAUGUUAAUAACACCAACGUCAUGAGUACCAGUUCGGGCACCCUCGGCCGCCGGUCGACCACUACCACUGUGAAUAAUGAUCACAGUACCGCACCUUAUAUUGUUAAUAAUUCAUUUUCUCUAUUGACCCCCCGGUCUAGCUCUCAACAAAUAAUUAUUGCAAACCAACAACCGCCACUCAUGAUCACAAACCUUAACAAUAACAACAGCAACAACAACACUCUCAAGAGCCAAUUAGAAUCUUGUACUUCACCCACAACAUCGUCAUCUUCUAAUUCCUGCAGUUUUAAUCAUCGACCUCCAGCUCCCUCCUUUUGCAGCAACAGAAACUGGCUGCAGCCGCCUCCUCCUCCUAUUAAUAAUAACAACAAUUCAGAGUCAAGUUUCAUGUCCACGCAUAGCAACGUCUUUGAUGAUCAUGAUCAUCAGAAUAUCAUCCACCACCACCAGCUUGCAGCAGGAGUACUAGUACAAGAGAAAUUAGUCAUCGACCCUUUUGUUGAUCAUGAUCAAUCCCCGCGCCAGUUCAUGACCGGCGCCGUCGGGAAUAUUAACGAUCAGAAUCAGAUGCUGGUUGCUGGAUGUGCAGGUACUAGUACUACUGGUGAUCAUAUUAUCAGAGGAGGAGGAGGAGUUAAUAUUUAUUCUUCUUUCACUUCAUCAACAUCGUCAUCAAGAUCAUUUGUGGAGGAAAUCCUUGAUAAAGAUACCAGGAUGAGGCUCGAAUUCCCUGACUUCUUUACUCAUUUUUUUAGCUAUUAG